CUUGUCUUGAGAUCGAUCUUGCUUGAUGAGAUUUGUCCAAUCAUCUUCUCAUUCGCAUAUCAUUAUAUUCGCCGUAUCAGCAUCUCUUUUUUAUUAUUUCAUUUAAUUCAAAUCAAUUUUCACAGCCAUUAAUCCAGCCAUGUCUUCCUCCACCGCCAAACUAUAUCCUCCAUCCAAGCAAGCUUCCACAACCACAACCAACCCACUCCCAACCCUCCUCCAAACACCCUCCGGCCUCGCAAUUCUCGAGCUACAAGGAAGUAUAAAUCUUCCCCAAGACACCGAAGGCGAGACUCUCAAAGACGUGGAAUUCGGAAGACUCGAGUUCCCAGAAUAUUCACCAGACGCCAUCGGGACGGCUUGGAUGAAGCGAGUCCACAUGUACAUUGGCCAGCACCAGCGGCUAACGGGCGAAGUGAAGAAGCUCCCCAAGGCGCUUGCCGUGGUGAGGAAACGGCAGAAUAGGAUGCUAGAGAGCUCUUCUGGGCCGUAUAUGGAGGAGGGCGAUAAUCUAGAGGUGGUUGAUAUCGUCAAAUACAAGCUCAUGUUUGCGAAUCGACCAGAACCCGUUGGAACGGCUCAUGCCCCCGCUUCAUGAUGGAUAGAGAAGAAAAUCUCCUCUCCGUUCAUCUUUCUACAUUGUAUAUAAUUCAGUGCGUUAACACAACAACGAGACCUUUAUGAAGAAGCCAUAAUGAGAUAUGAAUGCAAUUGUUAUGGAUUCAGGUUACUCAUGUCCCUGGAGAGCUAUGG
This is a messenger RNA of Trichoderma harzianum CBS 226.95, 753 nucleotides long. RefSeq lists its product as hypothetical. The transcript has a single exon. The record is from RefSeq and is a predicted model, not a curated record. Lineage: Eukaryota; Fungi; Ascomycota; Sordariomycetes; Hypocreales; Hypocreaceae. Gene Ontology annotation, cellular component: Ctf18 RFC-like complex. The coding region runs from base 140 to 598 and encodes 152 amino acids. Gene Ontology annotation, biological process: mitotic sister chromatid cohesion.